Coregonus sp. 'balchen' is the source of this 3825-nucleotide messenger RNA. The record is from the annotation of a GenBank genome assembly. NCBI's taxonomy places the organism in Eukaryota, Metazoa, Chordata, Actinopteri, Salmoniformes, Salmonidae.
AUGUACCAGCCUGCUCUGGCCUGCUCUGGUUAGGUCUGGUCAGGUCUGGCCUGCUCUGGUCAGGUCUGGUCAGGUCUGGCCUGCUCUGGUCAGGUCUGGCCUGCUCUGGUCUGCUCUGGUCAGGUCUGGUCUGCUCUGGUCAGGUCUGGCCUGCUCUGGUCUGCUCUGGUCAGGUCUGGUCAGGUCUGGUCUGCUCUGGUCAGGUCUGGCCUGCUCUGGUCUGCUCUGGUCAGGUCUGGCCUGCUCUGGUCUGCUCUGGUCAGGUCUGGCCUGCUCUGGUCAGGUCUGGCCUGCUCUGGUCAGGUCUGGUCAGGCCUUGUGUCUCUCGAGGAGCGGAACAGGCAGGAACAGACCGGAACAGACACGGCCCAUUUGGCGACGAACUGUUUAGAGAGUCAUGAUUAUUAUAACUGAUGGGGCAAUGACACACACACACACACACACACACACACACACACACACACACACACACACACACCACACACACACACACACACCACACACACACACACACACACACACACACACACACACACACACACACACACACACACACACACACACACACACACACUAACUGUAAGUUAGGCCUACAGUCACUAGAUUAUUAGUAGCCUACUGUACCAAUGGUAUUACUACAUUAAAACAUGAUUAGCAUGCUGGUGACUGUCUUCCCGUAGCGGAGAGUUGUGACGUGGGGUUGGUUAGCCCGCGCCCCGAGGCCCGGGCCCAGCGCACGCCGCCGGUAACAGUAACGGUUCCCGGAGAGGAGAUGCGCGUGGACCUGCAGGGCUCCGAACUGUGGAAACGGUUUCACGAGAUUGGUACCGAGAUGAUCAUCACCAAGGCCGGCAGGUGGGAGAAAACACAACACACGUCACAUUAACACAUUAUUAACAUUACCACACAUUAUAUUACAUAGACAGAUUAAAGAAAAAAGAAAAAAGAAGAGGAUCGAACGAAUAACACGUCUUCUUCUCGAAGUUAAAAGGAUAAACGUUCUGCUGGGAUGAAAAUGGGUUAGGCCUGUUAUUUUUUAUUCAUCGGACUAUUAAUUUUAAGAAGCUCAAAGUUUAAUUAAAGGAAAUACCGUAAACAUUGUUUUGUAGCAGCAUUGUAAAACAUAAAAUAAAAAACAUGGAGCUUGGACUAAUAAUAAUAAUAAUAAUAAUAAUAAUAAUAAUAAUAAUAAUAAUAAUAAUAACGUUUUAAAUUAUUGUUUAUUAUAAUGUUAAUUAAAGCAUAAUUUAGAAACUUCUAUCGUAGCCUACGGGUCAUGUAUGAUUUGUAUUUUCUGACAGGGCCCGCCUCGGCUAAGCAGAAUCAUAUAUUAGGCUAAUGAGCUGAUAUAUCAAUCUGUGAGAAAUGCGUAUAUUUCAUGGCACGAUAAAUCCUAAUGUCAGCGAUUGUAAAUAUGACUAAGUGACUAUGUUGCAUACAUAUAUGAUGUAUUUAUGUAACUCUAUUUCAUGUCUGACAUUGACGUCUCUCUUUUCCCGAUGCAGGCGGAUGUUUCCCGCUAUGCGUGUGAAGAUCUCUGGUCUGGACCCCCACCAGCAGUAUUACAUCGCCAUGGACAUCAUCCCCGUGGACAACAAACGAUACAGGUGAGGAUUAAUACAAAAUAACUUACUAAUAAUUUAUUAUAGUAUAUAUAAAUGAUGUAGGCCUGUAUGCUGUAGGCUUACCGCGGCUACAGGCUAUUUCUAUUGUUUUGAUCAAAGUAUAAAUGACUAAGAAAGGAGACACACUUCCGUUGUUCGCUGUAACACAUGGACAAAACAGGUGUAUUGGUACAGUAUAUGGAGGUGACUCGGUAGGCUAUAUUUGAUAUAGUAUAAACCCGCGAGGUUUAAGGUUUUGGUCUAAUUGUUUGCUUCGCUGGAGCCGGACAAAUGGCGGUUGGUCUGUCUGUUGAUCAGUCAGAGUCAGAGAUGGUUGUGUCCCGGUGCCGUUUGUGAGGAUGAACGCCUUUUGGACAGCUGACCUCCUAACCUCCCUCCUAACCUCCCGGGCCUGAAGGUCAACUAACAAAUGUUACAAUAACAGGUACAAAAAACACAUUUUUGACGUUAUUCUCUCUCCCUGUGUGUGUGUGUGUGUGUGUGUGCAGGUACGUGUACCACAGCUCCAAGUGGAUGGUUGCGGGAAACGCGGACUCCCCGGUGCCGCCGCGUGUGUACAUCCACCCGGACUCGCUGGCUUCCGGUGAGACGUGGAUGCGUCAGGUGAUCAGCUUCGACAAACUCAAACUGACCAAUAAUGAGCUGGAUGACCAGGGACAUGUAGGUUACCUAGACAACACUACCUAUAUAUUAUCAAUAUUGUAUACUGCAUAUAUAUAUAUAUAUAUAUAUAUAUAUAUAUAUAUAUAUAUAUAUAUAUCACCAACACUAAACAUUAUUAUCUCUGUAUUAUUAGGCAUAAUUCUCUAAAUUGAGGGAUGGAUGGAUAUAUUUAAGUUCAUUGAUUGAUUGAUUGAUGAGCCUAUAAUAUUUUAAAUUCUACUGUAAAAUACAGUGUCUUUAAACCUGUAAAAUUAAAUAAAGUAAAAUAAAGUGUGUUUAAACCAGAGAAACUUGAGAGAGGGGAUAUCAAUGAAAUAAUAAAUUCUGCUUGAAAUCUAAUAUUUUAUCAGAUGUUUAUUAUUAUUAUGUUUACUGUAUAAUAAAGGUUGUAGUUGAUCAAAGGACAGAGGUCAGAGGUCAGUGGUCUGUGGUAAAUAUUCAGAGUAAAAGGAUGCUGCUUAUUGAGAUCAUAUCUGGGUUGCUUUCAGAGGAAGGAAAUAGAUCAUAUUUUCCCCAAAAGUUUCAACCUCCAAUUAGUAUGAUAUGUUUGGUAUGUAUCAAUUUGUGGAUAUCCAUCCUCCAUUUCAUAUGAUAUGUUAUAAUUGCAAUUCAUACAAUAUGUUACGAAUUUUCAAAAUGUAUGAUAUGUUACGAAUUCCAAUUUGUUGUGGCUAACGUUAGCUAAGUGGCUAACGCUAACGUUAGCUAGGUGGCUAACAUUAACUAGGCUAGGGGUUAGGGUUAGGGGUCAAGGUUAAGGUUAGUGUUAGGAUUUAUGCUAAAGCGUUAAGGUUAGGGUUUGGGGAAGGGUUAGCUAACAUGCUAAGUAGUUGCAAAGGAGCUAAAAGGAGUAAGUAGUUGCAAAGUUGCUAAUUAGCUAAAAUGUCCUUUGGGUUGCUAGACGCCUACCCGUCCACCCCGACCAACCACCCUACUUUCAUUUUUGCCUUAAGUGACCUUCUGUCUUAUGUAACCGUACCAAACGUAACAUAUCAAACUAAUUUGAAUUUCACGGACUUACUUUCACUAUGUUACUUUUAGUCUAUAAGACCAGGCUGGAAGUUUAGUUUAGUUUAAUUUUAAUAUUUUCAGAAUCAUUGUUUGAUGUUAAACAGACUUAAGCCCUCAGGCUGGACAAAAUGUGUUUGGCCGUUCAAAGGCAACAGUGUGUGUUUGUGUGUGUGUGUAGUGUGUGUGUGUAUGUGUGUGUGUGUGUGUUUGUGUGUGUGUGUAGUGUGUGUGUGUAUGUGUGUGUGUGUGUGUGUGUGUGUACAUGCGGGCCUGCAUGAGUGUGUGUGCAUGCCUGUGUGCUUUACGGUGUGGGAGAAUAGCAGGUCUUUCCAUUGGUGGGUAAUUUUGCUGCAGUCUAAUGGUGCCCUAACCGUGUGUUCAGAUCAUCCUCCACUCCAUGCAUAAGUACCAGCCCCGUGUGCAUGUGAUCCAUAAGGAGCGUGGUGAGGAGCUGUCUCCUGUUAGACCCGUUCCCCAGGGAGACGGAACCAGAACGCUCAGCUUCCCAGAGACCGUCUUCACCACU